GUCAGUGUCUAGCCGUAAGUGACGGAGUGGGGUUGUGUCUCUCGCACGCUCCGCCACUUGAGAGAAACUCUUUGACCGUUGUUGUCAGUGGACUUCGCUUCUAACUGACGACUUUUACAAGACAUCUUCAUGUGUUUCCCCGCUUGUGAUGUGAGAUUCUUACCUGUGUGUUGAAAAUAUAUCCUCUUUUUUCUGUGAGUUUACAACAUCAGUGGAUUUAAAAAAAAAUAAUUCGAGAAAGGCCACUGAAAUUUCCAGUCUCUGAUGAUGCAUCGUGACUGCUGGUGAAAAGUGUGAAGACAGCGACACAGCAAAUUUGAGAAUCAGUUGCUCAAGUGAAAUCUUCGGCCUUUAUGGAAAAACCUGAAUUCUUAGAUAGCAGAUAGAAUACCAAUUCAGGAAUCAGCAUGAGUUAAAGUUCAAGCGGUUAACAGUGCUAGUGUUAAUGUGAAGAUGGUAUUGAUUAGUGAGGGAAAGUAUUUUGUGAAACGACGGCUUACGUGUUGAGGAGCAGCUAAGAAAACAGGGUAUCUAUUUCAACUGGUUCACUGACUGAAAGUGUCUACUUGUAGUACCGAGGUACAGCAUCACUCCAGAUGCGGGUGUGAGGGAAGUCACCUGCAGGAUGGACCCUCCGCUACUAUUUCUCUUACUCUUCUGCGUGACUCUGGUCCCCGUCUCCUGUCUUCAUACAGGGCAGUGUGAGGCAGCGCUGGGUAUGCAGAGUGGAGCCAUCCCUGAUGAACGCCUCUCUGCCUCCUCCUACUUCGACGCCGCUGUCAACGCUAUGUACGGCAGAGCCCACGUUGAGGCGGGAGGCGGCGCCUGGUGUCCCCGCGAGAUGGUGCAUGGAGGUGGGCAGGAGUUCCUGGAGGUGAACCUUGGAGUGCUGCACGUGGUAACCAAGGUGGAAGUGCAGGGCAGGUUCGGCAACGGGCAGGGCAAGGAGUUCGCCCGUCAGUACAAACUGCAGCUGUGGCGGCCAGGGCUCGACCACUGGGUCACUUAUGUUGACGGUCGCGGACAGGAGUUACUGGAAGGGAACAGCAACACUUACCUGGCCAAGACUUCCCAACUAAGUCCACCCAUGAUAGCGGCGCGGGUAAGGUUCGUUCCCUACAGUGAUCACCCUAGGACCGUGUGCAUGAGGGUUGAACUCUACGGCUGCCAGUACUCAGAUGGGCUUGUAUCGUACAGUAUGCCUGACGGGGACCCCAGGGGCAGCGAUACAGCACUCACUGACUUGACCUACGACGGCUCCCGCAAGGAUGGCUGGCUUUCCGGGGGGUUGGGGCAACUAACCGACGGCGAGAUGGGUCAUACCAACUUCCGUGUCGACGCUCUGGCCAUGGGACGAGGCUACGAGUGGGUCGGCUGGAAGAACACCACACGCCAGGGGCAACCAGUAGAGAUUACCUUCGAGUUCGAUUCGGUCAGGAAUUUCUCAGCAGUUCACAUCUAUGCCAACAACUUGUUUACCAAGGAUUCCCAGGUAUUCUCGCACGCCCGUGUAUUGUUCAGUAUGGGCGGGGAACACUUCCAUGCUCAGGAGGCCGUCGAGUAUGAGUAUGUGGUGGACCGAAUCUUUGAAAAUGCUCGCAACGUCACCAUCAGACUCCACAACGCUGCUGCCAAAUACAUCAAGCUGCAAUUGUAUUUCGCCCUCAAGUGGAUCAUGAUCUCAGAAGUCUCAUUUGAUUCAGUGCCAUGUCACUGCAACUUGACAGAUGAAGAUGUAACUUUGUCUGUGUCUACUGAGAAGAUGAACGAGGAAAGAUUUGUGGAGGAGCGCACCUCUGUGGUCCCAGCAGAGGAGACCUCUGCUUUGCUGCUCGGUGGUCUUAUAUGUGUUGCUUUAAUAUUUGGCACAUUGCCUGUGGUUCUAGGUGUAAAAUACUACCAUAAAUGGCUUACAAGAAAGUCUAAUAAAAAGUCGCCUUCAUCACCUGACACUGGCAUGGACUCGAGAAAAGUGUCAAUGAAGAUGAAAGAUUUACACAUCAAUGUGAAUCUGUCACCUGUAUCCAAUGGAUAUGCCAAGGCAAAAGGAAAAUUGUAUGGGCAUGUAACGAUGGAUGAAGAGACCACAGCCAUGUACCAGGAACCUUUCAAAGGUCCUAUACACAACCCUGGUUACUACACUCUGGGACACACCGUCACUUCGUCGGAGAUUCCUCUCAAGUGUCCACUUCCCACUGACACCGAUGAUUCUGUGGAUUAUGCUAUACCAGAUGUAAACAUGACGCCUCCUCCACCAUUUUCCGAGGUUUAUUCACCUCCUCCACCUCCUGUACCACUGACUCAGCCACCAGCAACUUUGCCUACAGUGUGCAAUCUGCGAGAUGUACCACUGGCUCCUGUACCGUCUCUUCCCCCACCUCCUGAUCAGGAAUAUUACACCGCACCGCUUCUGUGCCAGCCUUCACACAUUCAAGGUGUGACUGGCACUGUUAUUUAUGCUGUAGCUGAUGACACCAGUUUAGGAAAGGAGCGUCGAGUACCGGAGGUGCCUAGAACACAUCUCCGGGUUGUCGAGAACCUGGGAGAAGGAGUUUUUGGUGUGGUGCAGCUGUGUGAAUUAAAGGAUGCUACAGGGAUCGGCUGCCGGAGAGUGGCCAUGAAGAGCCUGAAGGUUGGUGCAAGUGAAGAUGCGAAGGAUGAUUUUAGAAAAGAGUGUCGUGUUCUUAGCAGAGUUGAUAAUCAGAAUAUUGUAAAGCUAUUGGGUGUAGUGAACACCUCUGAACCACUAUGCAUGUUGUUGGAGUAUAUGGACUAUGGUGAUCUCUACCAGUUUCUUCGAAGACAUGUGACGGAAGGUAUAUCAAGUGUGUCAUUCAAAGGGGUUUCUACAAGCAUAAAAGAGCCACCAUUUGUAAGUUACGGUGCUCUUAUUUAUAUAGUCACACAGAUUGCAUCAGGAAUGAAAUACCUAGAGACACUGAACGUCGUCCACCGAGACCUAGCAACACGCAACUGUCUGGUGGGCAGAAGCCUUACCAUAAAGAUUUCAGACUUUGGAAUGAGCAGGCCUCUAUAUUCUAAUGAUUAUUAUCGACUGAGUGAUAGUCGUGCUCUCCUGCCCAUCAGAUGGAUGGCGUGGGAAUCUGUCCUUCAGGGACGAUUUUCCACCAAGAGCGACGUGUGGGCGUUCGGAGUAACAAUGUGGGAGAUACUGACCAUGGCCCGCCGGCAGCCUUACGACGAGCUUAGUGACGACGGAGUGUUGGAGAAUGUGUCUCACUGUUACCACGACGACGGCUCCGGUAUGAUGUUACUGCCGCAGCCGGCACUCUGUCCCCGCGAGAUGUACGACAUGAUGGCUGCCUGUUGGAGACCCAACGACCGCCAGCGACCACCCUUCUGGGAGAUUCUCAUGUUCCUCCAGCGUAAAAACCUGGGCUACACCCUUGACUACUUGGAUUGAGGUGUUAUGCUUGCUUGUGAGAUGUUCUCGUGUUUAUACUGACAAGUUAUAAAUUUACUCAGAUGAAAUGUACCAGUUUAACAAGAAAUAUUCGUUUCUUAUUAUCGAACGCAUUCUCAGUGUAUCUCUACGUAACUAAGGGGUAUCAUGUGAACAGUUAAACGCCUUCCUGCCAUAAAAUUUGAUGUUAAAAGCAUUAUAGUGAUUUCAAAAGCCGUAAAAUUAAUUUCAAUCCGUCUUAUCAUAAAAGAAAAGUUGAGUGACGAAAAAUAAAUGAAACCAAGAAACCAAAAAUAUUUCAGUAUAUUAGUAAUUUUGUGCCAAUGAGACUAAGUAUUACAUAGACAUAAUAGUGAUACAAACUCGCAGAUUACACAUGGUUGCUAGGAAAUUUUUGUCAUUUACUUUGACACAGGUUUUCAAAGAGGUUUCUUUGCCUACAUGUGAUUUUCUUUCAUGAUGUCAAAAAGGAAUGCUCUUCUGUGAUUCGUUAUUGCGUCUAAAAUUAUUUAUGUUUAUGGUACACGAGGUCCUAUAAUGAAAUAUUUGAAGGUCAGUAUCAGAUUUCGUCACUACCUGCAGGAACACCACACCACCACCAGCAGGAGCACCAUACACCACCAGCAGGAGCACCAUACACCACCAGCAGGAGCACCAUACACCACCACCAGCAGGAGCACCAUACACUACCAGCAGAAGCACCAUCCACCAGCAGCAGGAGAGUGUAGAAUUUCAUCGACCUGCUCAAGUAACACAUGACGGCUUUGUUUGGCCUUAAUCUUUCUGUAUAUAGAUGUACAUUAUGUAUCUUUAUAUCAUAAAUACAAGGCAGUCGUUGUCUACUUUUUGGCUUGUUAGAUCUUGUAGUGUAAUUGGGUCUUUGUAGGAUUGAAUGAAGUUU
This is a messenger RNA of Cherax quadricarinatus, 4325 nucleotides long. RefSeq names its product discoidin domain-containing receptor 2. The record is from RefSeq and is a predicted model, not a curated record. Gene Ontology annotation, cellular component: signaling receptor complex; plasma membrane. Gene Ontology annotation, biological process: positive regulation of kinase activity; cell surface receptor protein tyrosine kinase signaling pathway; positive regulation of phosphatidylinositol 3-kinase/protein kinase B signal transduction. Lineage: Eukaryota; Metazoa; Arthropoda; Malacostraca; Decapoda; Parastacidae. Gene Ontology annotation, molecular function: collagen binding; ATP binding; protein tyrosine kinase collagen receptor activity.